UAAACAUAGGGGUAUUCUGGGAAAUACAGUUGUCAACACGUACAUCGUCUUUCAUCUCGGAAGCUUCUUCUUCCUCCUAACUUGCUCUCGCUUUGACUCGGAAAAUACUAGUAAAAUUCACCAAAGUCCACGCGAACGAUUGCGUCUAACUUGUUUAAUAUCUCGUAGAUCUUGACAAUUAUAUUUGUUCGACAUUUGAGAAUCGAAAGUGCUAUUUUUAUCCAGAGCAUUGAGGCUGCAAUGCGUGCGCCAUCGCUACUUGCGCAGUGCUUGCCUGGCCUCGCACCGCAAGACAAGGGGAGUCAAAGUGUGUCCGUUAUUUCGGACAGAGAUGUGCAUCUUUCGUCUCCAGCUGUCGAGAUUCUCCCGUCAAGGAUGGCUCAUCCGUACAAAUAUGCUGGGGAGAAUGUCGAUUUGCAAGGAGUAAGCAUAUUCAAGGGAAGAGUUAGUGUCGCUGAUAUGAUUGGGCUAUCUGGUUCAGAUUUAAUAGCUUCAAAAGUUGAUGGGUCGGUGAAAUCCUGGGAAAACUCUAUUGAUCUUGUCAAUGUCCUUAAGCAUGAUAUACGGGAUGGUCAACUCAGCUUUAGAGGCAAGAGGGUGUUGGAGCUUAGCUGUAGCUAUGGCCUUCCUGGGAUAUUUGCUUGCCUGAAGGGAGCAGCUACAGUACAUUUUCAAGAUCUGAAUGCAGAAACUAUAAGGUGCACAACCAUUCCUAAUGUGCUAGCAAAUCUUGAGCUUGCUAGAGACAGGCAAAGCCGACAGCCUGAAAGCCCCUUGACUCCAUCACGACAACCACUUGCCCCGUCUGUGCACUUCUACGCUGGGGACUGGGAAGAACUCCCUAUGGUUCUGUCGGUUGUAAAGAAUGAUGCACCUGAAGUGCCAACAGGAAUGAGCCUGAGCUUUUCUGAAGAGGAUUUUAAUGAUGGAUGUAGCAGCCAGGAUGGCAGCAUUAUGGGGCAAGACUUCUCAUUAAGGAGAUCAAGAAAGCUCUCAGGAAGCAGGGCGUGGGAACGAGCUAGUGAGAUGGACCAAGGAGAAGGGGGCUAUGAUGUUAUUUUGUUAACUGAGAUUCCUUAUUCAGCGACCUCUUUGAAGAAGCUGUAUGCACUCAUAAAAAAGUGUGUAAGGCCUCCAUAUGGAGUAUUGUACCUGGCCACAAAAAGGAAUUAUGUUGGCUUCAAUAGUGCAGCACGGCAGCUGAGAAGCCUGGUAGAUGAAGAAGGCAUUUUUGGAGCUCAUUUAGUCAAAGAAACAGCAGAUCGGGAAAUAUGGAAGUUUUUUCUUAAAUAAAACUUUCAGUAUGGAUAUUGACCAUCUACUGAAAUAUAGGUCUGCAUUAACUCGCAGUGUUUAAUUUUGUACAAACAUAACUCACAAAAUUUAUGUUUUAUUUUAAGGCUAUGAUAUAUGAUUCACAAAUGUGGGCAGAUAGGUAACAAUAUCUUUGUAUUAUUUUAUUCUUAUUUUUUCUUUUCCCACUUGGCAUUGAUGAAUUGCUAUAAGCCUAAGCUGUAUAUCAACAAAUUUAUGUAUCUUUUUAUUACGGGGAGCUUGAAUCUGCA
Molecule: messenger RNA, 1565 nt
Organism: Daucus carota subsp. sativus
Lineage: Eukaryota; Viridiplantae; Streptophyta; Magnoliopsida; Apiales; Apiaceae
Exons: 8
Coding region: 241-1293 (350 amino acids)
Source: RefSeq, a predicted model, not a curated record